Messenger RNA from Polistes dominula (European paper wasp), 1758 nucleotides. RefSeq names its product ubiquitin conjugating enzyme 4 (gene Ubc4). The record is from RefSeq and is a predicted model, not a curated record. Gene Ontology annotation, molecular function: protein binding. NCBI's taxonomy places the organism in Eukaryota, Metazoa, Arthropoda, Insecta, Hymenoptera, Vespidae.
AAGAGAGAGAAAAAGUGGUAUGCAAUAGCAAAUAUAUUAAGCGAAAGAGAGAGGGAGAAAAAAAGACACGUGUUCUCGAGGAUAAAAGAAGGCAAUCUUGAUCGAAAAUUUUUUCUGUUUUUUUUUUUUUUUUUUAUACAGUUAAAACGUCCUUGAACGAUAAUAAGCGAAUGAACGAAUAGAACGAGAUGUUUCCGGCGAAUUCACAAUUUGGCGGCAAUUUGAUAUGCGCAAUGGCGAGAACGUAGCAUAGCGCCGUGAUUUUAGACAAACUGAUGAAAGUGCGCAUUAAAGGGGAGAAUAAAGCAGAAGAAGAAGUCGUUAAGAUAGAUAGGUAAAAGAAAGAGAGAGAAAAAGAGUACGAGAGUACGAGAGAAUAAUUGACAGUCAGCUUUUUAUUCAUCAUCGAUGUGGCGCCGACAGAGCGGCGAUCGGUACAACGACAAGUUGUUAGAUGCGUCCGCACGAGAGGAGAUUUAUUUAAUAAUAAAAGAAUAGAAGAACCACAUUAAGAAAAGAAGUCAUUUAAAGAUUUCCUCAUCCCUAAUAUUUCUCAGCUGGAUCGCGUGGAAAUACGAGGUUUCUUUCGAACGGCGAUACACAACACAUCGUGAAGAAAGAGAAGGAGUGCGCACUCGAUAGAAAGAAAGAAAGACAGAAAGAGAAAGAGAGAGAGAGAGAGAAAGUAAGAAAGAGAGAGAGGGAAAGAGAGCGAGAGAGAGAGAGAAAGAGUUGACGGAGAGGACGAAGAACAUAAUCGUGGAGAGCGCGUACCGGCUGACUCUGGAGAGCAGCAGUUCUUCCUUGAUUCCAUUCGUUAAGACGCGAGAUUCGAAAAGACGAUGAGAGGAGCGUGCUGACGACAACGACGACGUCGCGCGUUAAAGAUUCGGAAACUAUGGCGAACAUCGCGGCGCAGCGAAUCAAACGGGAAUUCAAAGAGGUUAUAAAGAGCGAGGAGGUUGCAAAGUGUGCAAUCAAAGUCGAGUUGGUAAAUGAUAGCUUCACUGAAUUAAAAGGGGAAAUAGCUGGACCACCAGAUACACCUUAUGAAGGAGGUAAUUUUGUACUUGAAAUCAAAGUACCUGAGACGUAUCCCUUCAAUCCUCCUAAAGUUCGUUUUAUAACAAAAAUAUGGCAUCCCAACAUAUCUUCCGUCACAGGUGCUAUUUGUUUGGAUAUAUUAAAAGACCAAUGGGCAGCUGCAAUGACCUUACGAACAGUACUGCUGUCAUUGCAAGCCUUGUUAUCUGCGGCAGAGCCUGAUGAUCCUCAGGAUGCAGUAGUAGCUAAACAAUAUAAAGAGCAGCCUGACAUGUUUCGUCAAACUGCUAAACAUUGGACAUUUGUAUAUGCGGGUGGUCCCGCAAAAAUGCCCGAGCUAGAUGAAAAAAUAAGACGAUUAACGGAUAUGGGAAUCGAAGAACAUAAUGCAAGAGUUGCCCUUUCCUCGUAUAACUGGGAUUUGGAACGUGCCACCGAACAGCUCUUCAGUUAGUGAUAACUGUACAGUUAAUUCAUUAUACAAAGACCACUCAUUUUGUCAUUUAGGAACUUCUGUAACAACACACUCAACUAAUUAUACCAUAGCAGUUUUUAUAAUCAAAUUUAACUCCUUUUAAUAACAAUAUUUCCACUAUAAAAAAAAGCCCAAAAAGAAGAAGAAAGAAGAACAUUCAAUAUAUCUAAUUUGAUAUCUUUGGUAGUUAUCUGCUUGAUUUAUAAAACACAGGAUUGGAAAGAAAUUUAGCAAAAGAA